Messenger RNA from Micromonas commoda, 1820 nucleotides. RefSeq lists its product with no specific name. Lineage: Eukaryota; Viridiplantae; Chlorophyta; Mamiellophyceae; Mamiellales; Mamiellaceae. The transcript has 2 exons. Bases 1 to 1755 code for a protein of 584 amino acids. Gene Ontology annotation, molecular function: protein binding. The record is from RefSeq and is a predicted model, not a curated record.
AUGGCGGGUCCAGCCGGUUCGAGCCCCGCGGAAGGACCGGCACCUGUCGCGUCCGCGGUCGCGUCCGAACCCGGCGAUCGAGGGGUUGGGGGAGGGACGGCGCCGCCCGACCCGGAUGACCCUUCCAAGAAAAACGCGACUUUAGAGGGAACGAGUGGACGCGACGUGGAGUACGAGUUCGCCGUGAGCGAACUGGAAUCCAUGCGCAUCCCGGGCACCAGCGACUACGCCACGAUCCAGACGUACAACACGCUCAAGCGCAUGGGUCUGAGGAGCGUGGACGUCCAGCCGGAGACCAUGAAGAGGGCGUUGUCCGCCAUGAUGGCCGGGGACGGCACCGAGGUGCCGCUCUCGAUGCGGACGACGACGCGGACCGGGUUCGACCCGCAGACCAAGGGAUCGACCGGGAAGGACAAGGCCGAACCCCCGCGGGCGCUGCUCUACUCGCCCCCGGUGAACGCCCUGAAGCGCGCCGCGGGGGUUCGCCGACAGGUGGCGGCACGGGUGGAGAAGCUGGCGAAGGAUCCCGACGAGAUGGGCGCGCUCGAGAAAAGGCUCCGAGCCGCGUCGCUCAAAUCCGCCGACGCCAGGGCCAAGGACACCGGCGUGGACCACAUCGCCUCGCACGUCGCCUCGCUCGUCAAGCACAGGAAGGAGGCUCGCGAGGCGGCCACCGCGGCGCGACGCGAGGCACGCGAGGAACGGGCGCGAACGGUGAAGGAACGAGCCGUCGCGGCUUCACUCGAAAAGGCUAACAGAACCGCCGCGAACCUGCGUCGAAAGGAGACCAAGAAGGAACGGGAGGCGCAGGAGGCGCGUCUGCGCGCGGAGGCGGUCGCGAAAGCGGAGAGAGAGGCGGAGAGGGAGGCGGAGACCAAGAAGGAACGGGUGCGGACGCGGUGGAGACGCGCGCGGCGUCUGGCGUUGGCUUCGAGGCCGCCGCCCGAGCGAGCCGCCGCGCUGCGCAUGGAGGAGGCUCGCGACGGCGCCGCGCGAGUGAUCCAGCGGUGGUGGCGCGGGUGCGUGUCCCGCGUGGCGGUGCGCGAACGGAUCCGCGCGGCUCUGUUCAUCCGGGAUAGGCUCUGGAUGUGGUAUCACAGGCGGCGGCGGCGGGAGGCGGCGGAGAACAUCCGGGCGUUUCUGGAAGACGUCGGGAAAGGAAACGAAAUCGUGCGGCGUUUACACCAGCUCAGGCGCGCGUGCGCGACGAUCCAGACGGCGUACCGCAGCGCGUUUCGGGUCAUGCCCGACCAGGUGGACUCGUUCGUCGUGCACUGGACCUUUUACGAGCGGUACCUUCACACGUCGAGGGCGGUGGCGGCGGAGCAGAAGAAGGGCAAAGGGGAAGGGGUCGACUUUGUUCGCCGGCGCAGGGCGUGCGUCCAGGGGUUCAGGAUGGAGAACGUUCGCCAAUACGACGAGGUGGACGCGCGGCAGCUCGUGCCGGUGGACAUCAAGGCGCGGCUCGUCAAGAAAUUUUUGAAGCAGCGCCGGCGGCAGCGCGGCAAGGACUGGACCGCGUACAAGGACGCUCUCGACGCGUGGAGGAAAAAUUCCCUCCGCGAGACCAAGCUCGAGAUGGCCAGGAGCGUGAUGCGGGGUAACGAGGUGCGGAUGGACGACCUGGAGAGAGAGAUUGCGAGUAAGAAGCCGGUGAUGGUGCGGCGGCGGGUGCUGAUGAACGUGGACGAGCUCGCCAAGAUACACGCGGAGGGCGAGAAGGAGCGAUUACGGAUUUAUUCCGGCUCUCUCUGAAGAAGCGCUCGUAGUCAGUUUGGCGUUGCUCGGUUUCAAUAAACACGUGUUCUAGCUGUUCGACA